CCCAGGACAUCGCGCGGCAGUCUUGCCGCAUUCGUCGCUUGAUGCAUCGGUGACCAGCGAGAUUAGUUCCGACGUGAGUGCACAUGUGCUGGAGCGAGCCGUGCAAUUUGUGAACGAGCUGUAGUCCUGCUGGGGCACUGCACUGUGCAGCAGCACUCAAGCAGCACUGUGGGCUAGCGCUGCGGACAGCCGUGCUUCGGCAUUGCAACGUUGCGCCGUCGAUGCGCCGCGUAUUGCUCAUCGCGAUGGCGGCGUCCGUCCGCGCCGGCCGCGUCGUCGUCGUUGGUGGUGGUGCCAGCGGCUUCUUCGCCGCUAUUACCGCAGCGCGGCGCGGCGCGGAGACGAUCCUCGUCGAGGCGACGCAGAAACCGCUCAAAAAGGUGCUCGCGAGCGGCGGCGGCCGAUGUAAUGUCAUUCACGACCCGACGAUGGCCGUCACGGACAUCGUCGAGCGCUACCCGCGCGGGCGCCGCGAGAUCCGCGGGCCGUUCACGUCGCUGUUCGGUCCCGAUGAUAUGAGGCGCUGGUUCGAGGCCGAGGGAGUGGAGCUCAAGACGGAGGCGGACGGUCGAGUCUUCCCCGUGACGGACGACUCGCAGACCGUGGCCGACGCGCUGCGGAACGCUGCUCACAAAGCCGGCGUUUUAUUCAAGGGCGGCGCCGCGGCGACGACCAUUGAUGUGGCGGGCGACGGUUUCGCCGUCAAAACGGGCGACGACGCCUACGAUGCGGCCGCGGUGGUCUUAGCCACCGGUUCCGCACCAGGGGGCUACGCGCUGGCCAAGGCGCUCGGCCACGAGCCCGUGAAGCCCUGCCCGUCGCUGUUUUCGUUCCGCGUCAAGUCGCCGGUCCUCGAGGGCCUCGCGGGCCUGUCCGUGCCGGACGCGCGCGUCGAAUUGAAAGGCGCGAAGAAGAAACCGCCGCCGCCGACGCGGGGCCCGCUGCUCGUGACGCACCGCGGCCUCUCGGGGCCUGCGGCGCUGCGGCUCUCGGCGUUCAAGGCGCGGGAGCUGCAGGACUGCGGCUACAAGGGCACGCUCGUCGCGGAUCUGUUGCCGGACGCGUCGCCGGGCGCCGUGCGCUCGACGCUCGAUUCCCAUAAAAAAAAGCACGCCGGCGCGACGGUCGCCGGUGCGACGCGGCCCUUUUCGCAGCUCCCGAAGCGGCUCUGGGCGCGCCUCGUGGCCCACGCGAACGUCCGCGACGGCUGCCGGUGGGGCGACGCGUCCGCGCCUGUGUGGAAAUCAACCAGCGACCUUCGUCGACCUCCACGCCAGCGAGCAGAUGAAUUUGAUUCCCACACAGGUCCGCGCGGGAGCUCGACGCCGUCGCGGCGGCCUGCUCCGCUCUGGAAUUACCCUUCGACGGGAAAGAUACGAACAAGGAGGAAUUCGUAACCGCGGGCGGCGUGCGCCUCAAGGAGAUCAAUUUCAAGACCUACGAGUCCAAGAGCGUGCCGGGCCUCCACUUCUGCGGCGAGCUGGUCGACGUCGACGGCGUGACGGGCGGCUUCAACUUCAUGCACUGCUGGUGCAGCGGCUUCGCGGCCGGAACGAGCGCGGCGGACAUCGCGGAGGGGGUGUCAUAAGUGAAGCACGAACUUUUACAACCGAGCGGGAGGAGUGGGGUCAAAAU
This is a messenger RNA of Pelagomonas calceolata, 1635 nucleotides long. The record is from the annotation of a GenBank genome assembly. Lineage: Eukaryota; Pelagophyceae; Pelagomonadales; Pelagomonadaceae.